AUGUUUGUUCGGCGCGGUUCGGUCACAAUGGAACCGCUCAAACGAAUUGUACUGGACGAAGUUUACGAAGUUUACAAGCAGCUUGGUACCGGUCGAUUUGGCUAUAUCAAAUUAGCGGAACACAAAGAAUCGAAACACAAUAUUGCGAUUAAAUUCUUUCCACGACCGCAAAUAAAACAGGUGGUCCCUUUUUGCAUCCCCUCAAAAUAA
Gongylonema pulchrum is the source of this 210-nucleotide messenger RNA. NCBI's taxonomy places the organism in Eukaryota, Metazoa, Nematoda, Chromadorea, Rhabditida, Gongylonematidae. The record is from the annotation of a GenBank genome assembly.